Molecule: messenger RNA, 1931 nt
Organism: Dichomitus squalens LYAD-421 SS1
Lineage: Eukaryota; Fungi; Basidiomycota; Agaricomycetes; Polyporales; Polyporaceae
Exons: 11
Coding region: 1023-1703 (226 amino acids)
Molecular function (GO): protein binding
Source: RefSeq, a predicted model, not a curated record
CGUAGAAUGAGCUCGAGUUUCGACUGGUGACUUUUAUAUGCAUAGCUCUAGGUCUUCGCCUAGCGUUCUUGCAGUAAAUGCUACUUGCCAUCAGCAACCGCCAUCCCAGUAGGCCUGAACUGUGACCUGCUACGCCUGCUUCUCUAGCACGGUAUCUUUUGGAGUGCUCAUCGGAAACCAUAACAUAAUUCUCGCAUCUGGACGACUGCUUUGAACAAUAGAUGAUGACGACGUGCUUCGCGAACGGGCAAGGAUGGCGUCUCGCAAGUUGUUAUUUGGAAGACGCGGGACGGAUACGGCUGGAGCCUCAACCAAGCUAACUACCGAAUAGUGUGGCGCGGUCGAAGAUUUCUGUAUUCGGCACGUAGCGGAUCGUGGUCGUAACGACUUAAGUACGCUGGAAGGUACCGUGACGCAGAAGGCAAACUCGCUAUAAUUCAAGCAGAGGGCCUCGAGAGCGAUAAGGAAUCCGAUGACGCUGUCGCCUGAUUUACAGAAGCGAUCGCGCACCUGCUAGACUCCUCGCUCAUGGUGCCCAUUGACACCCGCAAUGGGGGGAUGGCGUAAAGUGCCUGGUAUAUUUCAACAUGACCAUGGACGAGUGUCUCACCGUAAUGACCUGCGCCAAUGGCGUAUCCCGUUGCCUACGGGACUAGCAGGCGCGCAGAGGCAUUAGACUGGACUAUGAAAGUCGAUAUCUUGUAUAACAAUGCUCAGUACAGACAUCGACCGAUCUAUGACUGGGAAGUAUACCAGCCGCGCCCGCCUGCGCUCGAGUUUCAUCGCCAGCGGCUGCUCACACUCCUCACCGCCUUUGAGAUUUUCUUGAAGCUCAACAGCACCGGAGCAGCUGCCUACGCCCGCAACACAACCUCGGAAACAACCUGAUCCGGAGUCUCCCAUGUAUGUUAUUCAUCAGGAAGUCCUUUCAGAGUUAAUAGGGAGAUCCUUCUCUGCAAGUGCGCGGAUCAUGGCAGCAGCUGAAGGUCGCCGUCCACUGGCACUCGCGGAUUGCUUCUCGGAUGGCCCAUGCUUGCUUCCUCUACAAGAGCAUAAUGUACGUCUGUGGUGGGCAACGCUCGGGCACAUUCGAGCUUUGCGGAAACGUCUGGUGUCCAGACCUCCCCCGCACGGGUGCAAAGCCUACCUCUUCACCGGCACCUCCGCCGUCGACUACUUCGACCUCGAGCGGGAGCACUGGGGCCACCAAGCAGCUCUCGAACUAUACCGCGGGCAUCGCCAAGGGCAAUCCUUACGUCUUCGGAGGCAAAUUCAAGCGCGCGAUUGGGUGCAACCUCUUCGCGGCGCUUAACAUCGCGAAGAAGACGUGGACUCAGUGGAGCGAGACGACGGACACGGAAGCGCUCCCGGCCCAGUACGACGUGCCGGACCCGAGGAAGCAGCAUGCGAUAUCAACAACAGGCGGCAGAGCUGUUCAGAACGGAGUUCGCAUCAUCCGAGGGCUUCGCGCGUAUGAUGACUGUUGGUCUUGGGACAUCGCCAAGAGGGAAUCGCACCGCGAGCGCGUCUCGGGCAACUUCCCAUGCCCACACGCGGAGAUGUCCGUCUUCUACUACCCUAACGUUAACUCUACCAUUAUGUUCGGAGGUCACAAUCCCGCACUGCCGUACUACUCCUCUUCCACUCCGCGCUUUCGGCAUGUCCUCACUCCCAGCUUCCCGACGUACCGCGCACUAGGGUAACUCCUCACCGAUCCUGCGGCGGGCAAAAUGUUACUCUUUGGGGGCUACACGAACACUGACUGGGUCCCCGCGGGCAAGCACGAGGUGACGCGGAGCUACGUGGACAUCUGGCAGCUCGUAGUCGAUGUUCCGGGCAGGCUCUAUGAGGUGUUGACUGGGAGGACGAGAAGCUAAGCGCACAGCUGGGCCCGUGGCAGGUGUACUACAUGUGCAACACGGUGGGAAUGC